This is a messenger RNA of Mesocestoides corti, 2232 nucleotides long. The record is from the annotation of a GenBank genome assembly. Lineage: Eukaryota; Metazoa; Platyhelminthes; Cestoda; Cyclophyllidea; Mesocestoididae.
AUGCAGCAGGCAGUGGAUUAUCUCUCGAAAAUGAGGCCCCAGCUGAGCUCUUUGUUGGCUAAUUAUAACUUGACCUGCCACUCAAUUGGAACCUCUGAGGACUCGAACAAACUCAGGCACCGAUUGAUUCAACAGAGAGGUGCUUUGAUGACUGCGUUGACAACUAUCCAGGCGAACGUUAUGGUAGUCAUAGAAGCACAGAAAAGGACGCCUUCAAGUGACAGUGCUUUGAUUGAGCUCUGCUCGUAUUAUGUUGCUUUCAUGGACUUUGCCUUGCACAGCUUCAGACGGAUACAGCGUCUCAUGACGGCAUUUCCGGAUGUUCCAGAGAUAGCAAAGAAGGUUGAUGAAACUCGCCGAAUUGGGCAGGGAAUUCCCGAUCAACAGGCAGCCACAGUAGACCAGGUCAACGUCAGUGAAAAGGAGCGCGUCGACUUAGUCACCGACAUUACGACCAUAAAACUACUUAGAAACACAGUAAAAGUAGGUUCACCUCCUUGUAAUCUCCUUCGUAAUCGUCUGCAGUCGGGACACCAGAGUGUACCCACGGUUCCACGACUCGCCCUUGUCGUGCAAGCUUUGAUCUCCAAGCGCCGAGAGCUGGCCUGCCGCCCAAGAAGCGCCCAAUCCGAAACCGGACGCCAAACUGACAUCCCAGACGAUACAACUCAAGCAGCUGAUACUUACGGAAACUUGACAAAAUCUGCUUGGCUUUCAAUUGGAACUAAGUGGCUCUUUGCGUUGAUGAUAACCAUAGCGAUUACGCUGCUGUUAUCCUUGUUAUUUGUGAUGUUCUGCCCAAUUUUACUUGCGAUACUUUUGCCUCUUGCAUUUGCUGGUGAUGUUCUACAACUCACUACAAGUACUAAAGAUGAGUUGUCGAAACAUCCUAUUGCAUUGGUAAAGUACUACGCACCAUGGUGUGGUCAUUGUAAAGCACUUGCGCCGGAUUAUGAGAAGGCCGCAACAGAACUCAAGAGCAACACACCACCUGUUCCACUUUUUGAAGUCAAUUGUGAUGAGGAAUCUGAUAUGUGCAAGGAGGCAAAUGUGGGUGGUUACCCAACUCUGAAAGUGUAUGAGCAUGGCGAGUUUGUCGAGGACUUUACUGGCGACCGUUCGGAAGGUGCAAUCGUUAGUUUCAUGGCCUCACGUGCCGGGCCGCCAGCCCAGGAGAUAACCGAAAAGGCUGAGUACGAAAAACUUUCUGAGGGUGCUGGUAUUUUCAUUACCCUCCAGACUGAGGAAACCAGUGUCAAAGAAGAAUUCCUCAAGGCAGCGAAAAAGUUGCGAAACUUUUUCAAGUUUUAUUACACAAAACAGAAACUUCUGGAUGCCUCUAAAGAUACGCUGAUUAAACUUUCUCGGCCAAAGCAACUUGAAACAAAAUUGGAAGAAAACUUUAAAAUUUAUGAAGGUCCCUUCAAGGCUGCUGAAAUUGAACAGUGGAUCAGAGGAAACGCUGUUGGCCUUGUCGGCAUUCGCGAUAGGACGACAGAGGAAUUCUUCAAAAAACCCCUUUUGGUUUUAUACACAGCAGUUAAUUUUGAGCGUAAUCCGUCAAACAUUCGUUACUACAGAAAUCGAAUGAUAAUGGCUGCCAAAGAAUCUAAAACUAAUGUACAGUUCGGACUUUCGGAUAUCCAGCUUUACUAUGGGGAGCUCAGUGACAUGGGCGUUUCAGUUGAACCGGAUAGUCCAAAAGCAGUAAUUAUGGCUGAAGAUGGAAAAGUUUAUGUGAUGGAAGACAAGUUUGGCGUAUCUGAGUUGAAGAAAUUUGUUAAUGAUUUCGCCGCAGGCUCCCUUACACCAUUUAUCAAGUCUGAACCGAUUCCAGAAAAGCAGGAAGGUCCUGUUACAAAAGUUGUUGGGAAGAACUUUGAAGAUAUUGUCCUUGACAAAUCAAAAGAUGUGCUUGUUGAGUUUUAUGCUCCUUGGUGUGGACACUGCAAAGCCUUAAAACCCAAAUAUGAGGAGCUUGCCAAGAAGUUGUCCAAAGAAAGUGAUGUUGUUAUUGCUGCCAUCGAUGCAACCGCAAAUACUUUCCCGCCCACCUUUAGUGUUCAUGGAUUUCCUACCAUCUACUGGGUUCCCAAAAAUGCCAAAACCAAUCCCACUAAAUACGAGGGUGGACGCGAUGUCGAAGACAUGCUGAAAUUCGUUGCAAAAUCGGCCACCAAUGAGCUGACCCAUUACACUCGUGAAGGGCAGCUGAAGCAGGAAGAAUUGUAA